UAGUGCAAGUUACACAGAUUGAGGAUCAAGAACACAAAUACUACAAGAAACACAUUUAUUGCACAUGUCAUCUGUACUGCAUAGCUGCUCAUAAUUUAUUAGGUACUAAUCAGUAUCUGGAGAGCUCGGUAUUUGUUGCAUUUUCCCUAAUUGAAAGUUUUGUUGAAAUUUUCAGAGACUAGCCGAAGUGUCAAAGCGUAAACGGAACUUUCUUUCGCAGUGUUAUGAAUCUAUUUUGGUUUACGUUCUCGUGGUUAAAUGAAUGUACAGAUAUAUGUUACCUCAUACAUAGUUUGUAUUUUAUUACAUGGUGUAUGUAACAGUAGUACAUAUUUCUGAUACUUGUUGAAAUAUGAUGAGGCAAAAUACUAUGACAAUCAUAUGCCACUUAACAAAAUAGUUUUUUUUUAAAAAAAGCUUUUUGCUUCCCCCUUCCCUACCCGCAAAUCGUCUGCAGCGCUCCGGAGCUCGGAGGAGACUCAUCUUUCUUAAGUUGUGUUUAUUCAAAACAAUCAAUGCCACGGGGCAGUGUUGUACAGACAUAAACAAGAGAAGAACACACUACACUGUUUAAACCAGAUCCUAAGAUGGUGUCUCUGUUGCACUGCCUUUUUCUGGGAUAUUUCACGUGGAACUCGGACGCCCUCGGAGAGUUCUGCCAUGGCUGGGUGGGUAGCAGUGGAAAUUACUACGAAGGAUUUCAGUGCCCGGAGGAUUUCGACACUUUGGAUGCUACUGUUUGCUGCGGCUCGUGCGCUCUCAGAUAUUGCUGUGCAGCCGCAGACGCCAGACUGGACCAGGGCAGAUGCACAAAUGACAGGGAGCUGGAGAAUGUAGAAUUUGCAGCACAACCAGUUUACGUGCCAUUCCUCAUCGUUGGAUCCACCUUCAUUGCCUUCAUCAUUGUGGGCUCUCUGGUGGCUGUUUACUGCUGCACCUGCUUGAGACCGAAGCAAAGCAACCAGCAGCCAAUGAGAUUCUCCCUUCGAAGCUGCCAGAUGGAAACUAUUCCUAUGAUUUUAACCACGACCAGUCUGAGCAUUGCCUCCAGGCAGUCGAGCACGGCAAGCAGCUCCACAGGAGGGUCCAUUCGCAGGUUCUCCAUCGGCAGAGCCGUGCCGGGACACAGCUGUCUCGUCUCAGCUCCUCCACCCCCUUACACCUCACCGGGGAGUCUGCAGACUCCUCAUCCUCUCCACCUCCCUCAGUCCUCUGGGUUCCUGCUCCCGCAACAGUACUUCCCUUACCUCCUGCAACCAGAACCAUUCACACCCGGAAAAAGCUUAGCAGAUUUCAGCCAAAGCUAACCUUGUCCUGAACAAUCACAGAAAAGGGAAGGCCAACAAUUUUCGGCUUUUGAAUAUACUGCAGAGUAAUAACCAACCCUCUGUUCAGCAGUGGGUGAUCAUCACAGACUUUCGUUAUGUCUUUUGUAAAAAUACACCUGGCCCAGGGUGUCGUCGGCUCACCACGCACCAGCGACCCCUGUAGUCUGGCCGGGCGCCUGCGGGCUUGCCUGUAAGCUGCCCAGAGCUGCGUUGUCCUCCGACGCUGUAGCUCUGAGGUGGCUGCAUGGUGAAUCUGCAGUGUGUAAAGAAGCGGGUGGCUGACAGCACAUCUUUGCCCCUCCCGAGUCAGUGCAGGGGUGGUAGCGGUGAGUUGAGCCUAAAAAAUAAUUGGAUAUUCUAAAUGUGGAGAAAAAAUAUUAAAACAAUUGGCAACUACUAAAUUAAAAAAAAAUAAUAAUACAAAAAAAAAAAAUAAUAUCCGCUUGUUUCGAUACAUUUUGGGGUCCUUUCUACUCUGGAAAUUAAAUAGUAGUAACUAAAUAUUUAAAUUUAGUCCUCACGGAAAUCUGCACUCAAAUUAACUAAAAUCUGCAAAGAGAAAAGUGCGUUUUCUGCAAAGAACUUGUCAAAUUCUGCGGCACAGACUUUAAUGAAAAACAGUAUUAAUGAGUAUAAAUAAGAAAAAGUAAGUCACAGUUAAAUUCAGUUUUUUAUUAAAUCACAUUACUAAAAUCUGAGAAAACUGAACAAACAUGUUUGCCAUAUUUUAUGGAAAUCAAAGAAGAAAAAAACACACAUACAAUAAAGCAAAGAAAGUUCACUUUUAAAAAAAAACUGUUACAGCACUGACUAUUGGCUGCCAUUUUUAAAAAGAUACAUAAAACAUAAAUUAAAUACAGUUAUGGCCAAAACAUAUGACUAUCACAUGAGUAAUAAUAUUUGCCUAGCAGAAUAAGAUUGUAGUGGUGCACUGGGACUCAAAUUAGCACUGGUGAAUUUUACAAAUGCACAGUUUACUGUAUACGAGGCUUGGAGCAUUUUUGUACAAAUGUAACGGUACUUUUAGAAACCUGUGCUGUUCACCAAAAUGUUGUAAUUUUAAAAUGUGUCCACAUCAAGACAGCACAUGUAAAUAGUUUGGAAGCUGUGACAAGCGCUUGGAAACAGUGACAGGCGACACUGAUUGGCUGAUAAACUAGCUUUUUUAUUUCUUUGAUCAAGACCACAUGUGAAAGUGCUACCAUCACAUAUCACAUACCACAAAACAAACGGGAAAGUAAAAAGAGGAUUGUCACAAGAACGUUAAGGCAUCCCAAGUAUUCGGAUAAUAUCUAAUAUAGUUCGCCGCCCCCUUCCUUUUUGAGCAUUCAUGUUACUACAUCAUGUGCAAGAAAUGUGUGUGUUUCCAUAUAUAAUUAGAAUGACCUCUUUCAGGACCUGCAACAUCGGGAAUACAAGCAAGGUCCUAAUUGUUUUUCUGUGGCCUUUCACAUAGGAGUAACAGAACAACGCUUCACUUUGAACUUGUGACUAAACUAUGAAAUCCUUUGGUAAAAUAAUAAUAAUCAUCAUCAUCAUCUUCCCUUAUUUCGUUCUUCAGUAGCCACUGUUUGUCUAUCCAUGGUCGUUGUCAUGGUCUUCUGUCGUUUUAACAGAAGCUAUGACGGUGAGUUAUUGGAAAUACUGGACUUGCAUUAUGCAUUUGUUCCCAAUCUUUGCCGUUAUAUUCGGUGCUAAUUUAGAUUUGUUUCCAGAGCUCACCGAUGCCCUUAGGAAUCUCUCCAUGGCUGAACUGAAGCUCGCACUGAAACCCAGCCACACUUCUCACUAUACAAACAGCGUGUAUGCACUCUAGUGACAUGUACAGUGAUAGUAGGGAGGAAAUGUUUGAGUUUUGGGGUUUUUUUUACCAAAAAAUUGGAAAUUCUGCGAGGGAGAGCAAAUUCCGUGAAUUUUUCCACAAUUGCAGAAUCCUGGAGGCACUAUUAAUUCAAUUAAUAAAUAAAUAAAUAAAUAUGAAUCAUGAUCUAUUAAGACUUCAGUCUCAAGAUCUAUUAAUAUUCAGACGUAAUAGUGGUAGGAUGGUACACAAAUCACAUUGCAAGUGAAAACAUCAGCUCAAAUGACCUGCAAAUGUGAACUGUACAAGUGGAUUGAUAUUGACAAUCUGUUGUCUUCAUAGAGGACAGCACGUAGAAAGAGGACUGAUCUGUAGGAGUACAGUGCUACUAAGGACCUAAACGUAUACAGAGGAGAAGGAGAAGCCUGGUUCUAGGGGAAUUACUGUACUUACUGUUGAAACUGUGUGGAUAGUUUAUGUUUCCUUCCCUGGAAGAAGAAAUAGGUUAAUUGCAAGUUUUUUCUGUUUAAAUACUUGCCAUUUUAAUUAAAUGUUAAUGUGGAAAUGCAUUGUUUUCAAGCCUUGUGUGUGUGUGUGUGUGUGUGUGUGUGUGUGUGUGUAUAUACAAUUUAAAAUGUUUUGAAAAAAAUGUAAUAAUUUCACAAUCAUAAUACUAAUUGUUCCUCUUGGAGGAGGAUUUAAUAAAAAAAAAGUUACAGUGAACAAGUACAUUGACAAUUUGUGAGCAUGUAAUUUCUACCUUGUUAAAUUUAAAGAAUUAAAAUGACUGGUU
This is a messenger RNA of Acipenser ruthenus (sterlet), 3922 nucleotides long. Its product is annotated as protein shisa-3 homolog. The transcript is spliced from 2 exons. Lineage: Eukaryota; Metazoa; Chordata; Actinopteri; Acipenseriformes; Acipenseridae. Bases 588 to 1307 code for a protein of 239 amino acids. The record is from RefSeq and is a predicted model, not a curated record.